This is a messenger RNA of Pelobates fuscus (common spadefoot toad), 651 nucleotides long. Its product is annotated as olfactory receptor 2AP1-like. The transcript has a single exon. Gene Ontology annotation, biological process: G protein-coupled receptor signaling pathway. Lineage: Eukaryota; Metazoa; Chordata; Amphibia; Anura; Pelobatidae. Gene Ontology annotation, molecular function: olfactory receptor activity. The record is from RefSeq and is a predicted model, not a curated record. Gene Ontology annotation, cellular component: membrane. The coding region runs from base 1 to 651 and encodes 216 amino acids.
AUGACUAUGAAUAACUGUCUGGUGCAGUUUUAUGUGUGUGCUUCUCUAGGAGUAUCUGAAUGUUUCAUUUUUGCAGUGAUGUCAUAUGACCGUUAUAUAGCUAUAUGUAAUCCUUUGCAUUAUGCCUCAAUCAUGAAUCUUAAAUUCUGCAAAGGGCUGAUCUUCUGUUCAUGGGCAGGUGGUUUCAUGAGCAUGUUAACUACAUUAGUUAUGAUUUGUCAUUUACAUUUUUGUGGGCCAAACAUUAUCAAUCAUUUCUUCUGUGAUUUUGCACCACUUCUAAAUCUCUCUUGUUCAGAUACCUCUGUUAUACAAACAGAGAAUUUUCUCAAGUCUUGUUCAGUAAUAAUAUGUCCGUUUGGUUUUGUCAUUGGCACAUAUGGGUAUAUUAUAAACACAAUCCUCAAGAUUCCUACAUCUACUGGAAGAUAUAAAACAUUUUCAACUUGUAGUUCCCAUUUAAUUUCAGUGUGUACUUACUAUGGAACUCUUAUUACUCUCUAUGCAUUUCCUGUUCAAAACCUCUCUUCGUUCAAUAAGGCUUUGUCCCUUGUUUACACUGUAGUCACUCCCCUGUUAAACCCUAUCAUAUAUAGCUUGAGGAAUCAGGAGAUCAAAGCAGGUUUGCAAACCAUUUUCCUAAGAUGGUAG